AAAAGAAUGAAAGUAAAUAACAUAAAAACAGAAGCUUAAUAUGGAAGAGCUAAUUAUUAUUAUUCAGAUGGAACAGGUAGAUAUGAUUGAAUAUAAAAUAACUUUAGGUCGUGAUACCUACAUAUAAUUUGAUAAUGGAGGAUUGACUAUGCAUGCAUAAAGAUGUCAUUAACCACAAAUAGGAAGUUUUCAACCUAAACGCAAUGGUCCAAUUUUUAGACCUUAAUCAAGCAAUAAAACUUUACAUUAUGUUAGUGAUGGAAGUGGAAGAGAUAAAUAUGUUUUGUAAAUUGUAUUGCAUAUUAAUGUAAAUAGAGAUAAUCAUGGUGGUUUAAUGAAUACAAAUGGAGAUAGACAUUGGUUAGUUUCAUUUAAAUAAGGUUUAAGAACACCUGAAAGAGUAAGGUAGUGAUAGUUUGAAAAAUUAUAGACCUCGUUCUGGUGUAUAGACUCCUGCAUAUUCUUAUUAAUAGAGAAUAUGUAAACGUCUUUCUGUUCCAAAAUAUACUAAGAUUCCAUUUUUAAAACAAUUAAAAAGUGAAGAGAUGAUAUGAAU
This is a messenger RNA of Paramecium primaurelia, 556 nucleotides long. The record is from the annotation of a GenBank genome assembly. Lineage: Eukaryota; Ciliophora; Oligohymenophorea; Peniculida; Parameciidae.